Messenger RNA from Schistosoma mattheei, 1434 nucleotides. NCBI's taxonomy places the organism in Eukaryota, Metazoa, Platyhelminthes, Trematoda, Strigeidida, Schistosomatidae. The record is from the annotation of a GenBank genome assembly.
AUGCCGAAUAGUGACUGUGCUGGUGCUCUCGUAUUAGAAGAUGGUUCGGUAUUCAAUGGCUUCUUGUAUGGUGCUAAGAUUCCCCAGUCUGGGGAAGUGGUUUUUCAGACAGGAAUGGUGGGUUAUGUAGAAUCCUUGACCGACCCAUCAUACCAUUCCCAACUACUGGUACUAACGUAUCCAUCUAUCGGUAAUUAUGGUGUUCCAUCACCGGACGAUGUUGAUGAAUGCGGUUUGCCUAGGUGGUUUGAAUCAAGACAAAUAUAUGCUAAAGGGCUAAUUGUUUCUGAAUUGUGUGAAGAGUUUUCUCACUUUUCAGCAGUCAAGUCACUUAGUCAUUGGUUAUGUGAAAGUGGUGUUACGUGUAUAAGUGGUAUCGAUACGCGAUCCCUAACCCUGAAGCUUAGACAACAUGGUACGCUUCUAGGGAAAAUUAUUCCCCUUUCACUACAUCCAGAAGCAUUGGAUUGGAUUGACCCUGCUAAAAACAAUCUAGUUUCAGAAGUAAGCAGAACUGAUAUCAAAGUUUUCAACCCUCAUGGUGAUGUUCAUAUCGCUGCACUAGAUUGCGGCAUGAAGUUCAAUCAAAUACGUUGUUUUGUUAGGAGAGGUGCAAAGGUGACGGUUUUGCCCUGGUCAAGUGACUUGACUAAAACCGAAACAAAUUAUGAUGCACUAUUUAUUAGUAAUGGUCCUGGGGACCCUAUUCAAUGUAAGGGUAUUAUUGACCAAAUUCGAGGAUGGAUGACCACAAAAAAACCUUUAUUUGGCAUUUGCUUGGGUCACCAGUUAGUUGCUUUAGCAUGUGGCUUCAAAACAUACAAAAUGAAAUACGGAAAUAGGGGUCACAACCAACCUUGUGUUCACUUGCCCACUGGACGCUGUUUUAUAACCAGUCAGAAUCAUGGAUAUGCAGUUGACACUAAAAAUAUUCCGGAUGGCUGGUAUGAAUUGUUUCGGAAUAAAAAUGACCGGUCAAAUGAAGGUCUUGCUCAUUACAUUUAUCCAUGGAUGACUGUUCAGUUUCAUCCUGAACAUAUGGCUGGACCAAGCGACCUGGAGUUUUUGUUUGAUGUUUUCCUAAAUUACAUCCGAUCAUCCGGUGGACAGAGUCUAAGUGAUCAUCUAACGAGGCACAUUUCCUAUAACCAGGAGGAAUUUGAAAGAGUGCUUUGCAGUAAAGACAAUAAACCAAGAAAGGUUUUGCUUCUAGGUUCUGGCGGGUUGUCAAUUGGUCAGGCUGGGGAAUUUGAUUAUUCUGGUAGUCAGGCUCUUAAAGCCCUUCGAGAAGAAGGUGUUCAAACGUUACUAAUCAAUUCGAACAUUGCAACUGUACAGACGACCGAAGGAAUGGCUGAUAAGAUAUUUUUACUUCCAAUCGCCCCAGAUUCUGUUGCCCGCGUUAUAAAGCUGAGCGUCCGGAUGGUCUUCUGA